AUCGACAUACCGGAAGUUGCGUCAGAGCGGAGCCGCCCGCGGGGAGCGGGGAGCGGAGCGGACGGAGUCAAGAUGGCGGCGCCGGGGCUGGGCCGGCCCUGAGGGGCCGGGAGGGGCCCCCGCGCUCGGCGGGCUGGGACGGGCCGCAGGGGGGGCUCCUCAGCUCCCCCCGCCGCUCCUCGCGACGCUGCCGCCGCCGGAGCCUCCCCGGGGCCUGACCGGAGUCUCCCCGGGGGAGAAAGCGGGGCCUACUCGGGGCCUUUCGCGGCCUUACCGGGGCCUCCCCGCGGCCUUACCGGGGCUCGGCGGUGCCGUCUGGGGCUUCCUCGGGGCUCGGCGGCGCCGUUCGCGGCCUUAACGGGGAUUGACCGGAGCUUUUUUGAGUCGGACCGGGCCCUUCCCGAGGCCUCCGGGGCCUGACCGGGGUUGAACCGGCGCCUUUCGGGCUCCAACUGGGACUCAACCGGGUUUUUAAAAGCCUUUAACGGGAAGAGCCCCGCGGUUGCCCCGGUUUGGGUUCUUUAUCGCCGGAAUUUGGGGCCGAUUUCAGCCGAAAUCGCGGCUAAAUCGGAGCUUUUUUGUUUUGUGUUUUUCUUAUUUCACAGCAGCGCUUUUCCCGUUUUUUUUUUUUUUUGUUGUUUUUUUGUUGUUUUUUUUUUUUUCUCCCCGGGAUUUCGGCUCCUCCCGAGGGUCAGAAAAUCCCGGGAUUUGAGGUGCAGGAGGAGCGGGAUGAAAUUCCAAGGAUUUCUUCACUCUAACGAGGUUUUUUUGGCUUUUUUCUUGCGUUUUUUGCUUUGAGCGAGCCCGGGAUCACCCAAAUCCGCGAGAAACCCGGGGUCCAGGGAAUUCCUCCUUCGGGAAUGGUGUCCCUGGAACUGGGAAUGACUUAAGGGCAACACCGCGCUUGGCUUUUCCUCGGUAAAUUAUUCAUUAGGACGUUUAAAAAAAAAAAAAAGGUUUUUUUUUUUUUUUUUUGGGGGGGGUGGGAAAAAAUCCGGUGAUUUCCGGCAAGAACUGACAGCGAUCCCGGCUUCUGGAAUUGCGGCCACCGGUGGAACUUUGGGAGCUUCCGAGGGGGAUUUUUGGGGAGUUUUAUUUAAAAAAAAAAAAAAAAAAAAAAAGAAAUCAAAGAAAAGGAGAAAAAGGGGAUCGAAGAUUGCUGAGGAACGCUCGGGAUCCAGGGAUCCAGGCACGGCUGGGAUCGCUCCUGGCUGAGGUGCCCAUGGCGGGCCGGAAGCGCGGUGCCGGCGCUGCCAGCGGCGCCGGGAGCGGUGCCGGCGGCGGCGCGGCGGCGCCGUGGCCGGAGGAGCCGGGCGAGCGCGAGCAGGGCCUGUACUCCCUGCACCGCAUGUUCGACAUCGUGGGCGCGCAGCUGACGCACCGCGACGUGCGCGUGCUCUCCUUCCUGUUCGUGGACGUGCUGGACGAGGCCGAGCGCGGCCGCAUCCGCUCGGGCCGCGACUUCCUGCUGGCCCUGGAGCGCCAGGGCCGCUGCGACGAGAGCAACCUGCGGCAGCUGCUGCAGCUGCUGCGCAUCAUCACCCGCCACGACCUGCUGCCCUACGUCAGCCUCAAGAGGCGGCGCCCCGUGUGCCCGGACCUGGUGGACAAGUACCUGGAGGAGACGUCCAUCCGCUACGUCACCCCCCGUGCGCCCGGGGGGGCCCCACCUGGCCUCGGCCACCCCCACAAAUCAGUGCCUGCCCCCCACCCGUCCCUGUGCUGCCCCCCGGGGGGGCCCCAGCUGGGCCCGAAGCGCCCGGGCCGGGCCCGGAGCCUGCUCGGGAACCAACGGAAACGGAGGAAGUCAGCGACCCCCGACCCCAAGGAGAAACAGACCUGCGACAUCCGCCUGCGCGUGCGCGCCGAGUACUGCCAGCACGACUCCGCCCUGCACGGCAACGUCUUCUCCAACAAGCAGGACCCUCUGGAGCGCCAGUUCGAGCGCUUCAACCAGGCCAACACCAUCCUGAAAUCCCGGGAUUUGGGCUCCAUCAUCUGCGACAUCAAAUUCUCGGAGCUCACCUACCUCGACGCCUUCUGGCGGGAUUACAUCAACGGCUCGCUCCUGGAGGCCCUCAAGGGCGUCUUCAUCACGGACUCGCUCAAACAGGCCGUGGGCCACGAGGCCAUCAAGCUGCUGGUCAACGUGGACGAGGAGGAUUACGAGCUGGGCCGCCAGAAACUCCUCAGGAACUUGAUGCUCCACACGGCUCCCUGAGGGAUCUCAGUUUUUUUGGGUUUGUUUGGGUUUUUUUUUUUUUUUUUUUUUUUGUUUGUUUGUUUUUUUGUUCAUCCUCCCAACUCUUCCGAGGUUUUGUUGGCGUGAAGAGCGUCGCUCAUGGAUUCGGGGAGGGUUGGAGGUUGUGGGGUCGUUCCAGGAUUCGGCGCUUUUUUUUGGGGUUCCUGAUGGGUUCUCCUUGUGUUUUCCGUGGGUUUUGUUCUCCUGGUUUUUGUUUUUUAUUUUUUUUUUUUUUGUUUCGUACCCAUUAAAAACGGCGAUGAAAAGGUGAAAAUCCCAUUGGUGCAACGCGCUGGGAUUUGGGUGUGUGGAAUAUUCCAGAAUUCCUCGUUUUUCUCUCUCGCUUCUUCCUCCUUGUGCUUUCCAUGAUUUUCCCCUUUUUUUUCCUCUUCUUUUGUACCCAUUAAAAACAGUGGAAAAAGAAAAAAAAAUCCCAUUGGUGCAACAUGCUGGGAUUUGGGGGAUUUGGGUGUGUGGAAUAUUCCAGAAUUCCUCGUUUUCCUCUCGGUUUUUCCUCCUUGUGCUUUCCAUGAUUUUUCCCUUUUUCCCUCUUCUUUUGUACCCAUUAAAAACAGUGGAAAAAAGGAAAAAAAAAUCCCAUUGGUGCAACAUGCUGGGAUUUGGGGGAUUUGGGUGUGUGGAAUAUUCCAGAAUUCCCCGUUUUUCUCUCUCGCUUCUUCCUCCUUGUGCUUUCCAUGAUUUUCCCCUUUUUUUUCCUCUUCUUUUGUACCCAUUAAAAACAGUGGAAAAAAGGAAAAAAAAAUCCCAUUGGUGCAACAUGCUGGGAUUUGGGGGAUUUGGGUGUGUGGAAUAUUCCAGAAUUCCGCGUUUUUCUCUCUCGCUUCUUCCUCCUUGUGCUUUCCAUGAUUUUCCCCUUUUUUUUUCCUCUUCUUUUGUACCCAUUAAAAACAGUGGAAAAAAGGAAAAAAAAAUCCCAUUGGUGCAACAUGCUGGGAUUUGGGGGAUUUGGGUGUGUGGAAUAUUCCAGAAUUCCUCGUUUUCCUCUCGGUUUUUCCUCCUUGUGCUUUCCAUGAUUUUUCCCUUUUUCCCUCUUCUUUUGUACCCAUUAAAAACAGUGGAAAAAAGGAAAAAAAAAUCCCAUUGGUGCAACAUGCUGGGAUUUGGGGGAUUUGGGUGUGUGGAAUAUUCCAGAAUUCCCCGUUUUUCUCUCUCGCUUCUUCCUCCUUGUGCUUUCCAUGAUUUUCCCCUUUUUUUCCCUCUUCUUUUGUACCCAUUAAAAACAGUGGAAAAAAGGAAAAAAAAAUCCCAUUGGUGCAACAUGCUGGGAU
Messenger RNA from Cinclus cinclus, 3531 nucleotides. It is a transcript of the gene DEDD, whose product is annotated as death effector domain containing. Bases 1223 to 2221 code for a protein of 332 amino acids. The transcript has 5 exons. Gene Ontology annotation, molecular function: DNA binding; protein binding. The record is from RefSeq and is a predicted model, not a curated record. Gene Ontology annotation, biological process: apoptotic process; regulation of apoptotic process; extrinsic apoptotic signaling pathway via death domain receptors. NCBI's taxonomy places the organism in Eukaryota, Metazoa, Chordata, Aves, Passeriformes, Cinclidae. Gene Ontology annotation, cellular component: nucleolus.